AUGAGUCAAGUUACCAACAUUCAGCCACAAAAUAAUCAACGACAAAGGCUUUCAAAUGUUGGUAUAUCUCAAAGAACUCAAAGAAUUCGAAGAAGUCAACGGCUUUCAAAUAUUGCUCAAAGAAUUCAACGAACUCAACAUGAUGUAAAUCUAUUCAUCAAUACCGCUUUAGUUCAACGAUAUAAUGAAUUAGUUGAAGGAGCAAGUCUAUUUGAUGGAUUACGAGGUCCAGGUAUCCAAUUACAAAACGCUGAAUCCCAAACUGAGAUGUUUUUUGGACUUUCUUUCACAUAA
Molecule: messenger RNA, 294 nt
Organism: Dentiscutata erythropus
Lineage: Eukaryota; Fungi; Glomeromycota; Glomeromycetes; Diversisporales; Gigasporaceae
Source: the annotation of a GenBank genome assembly